UCUGAGUAGGAGGUGGCAACGAAAGACCAAAUGCCAUGGAUGUAUUUAAUUUCACUUACUGGAAUGCCUCCGAAGGCAAUGGCACAGAAGUUGUGGAAGAGAGCGAAAGCGCCUACAAGACUGUGGAGGUGGUGUUCAUCGUGUUGGUGGCCGGUUCUCUCAGUUUGGUUACAGUUAUUGGAAAUAUCCUGGUCAUGCUUUCCAUCAAAGUUAAUAGGAACUUACAGACGGUCAACAACUACUUUUUAUUCAGCCUCGCAUGUGCUGACCUGAUUAUUGGACUGUGCUCUAUGAACUUGUACACAGUCUACAUCGUAAUGGGCUACUGGCCCCUGGGCCCGGUGGUGUGCGACUUGUGGUUGGCCUUGGACUAUGUUGUCAGCAAUGCGUCUGUCAUGAAUCUUCUCAUCAUAAGCUUUGACAGAUAUUUCUGUGUCACCAAGCCCCUUAGCUACCCUGUCAAGAGGACCACCAAGAUGGCGGGAAUGAUGAUUGCAGGAGCCUGGGUCCUGUCUUUCAUCCUGUGGGCACCAGCUAUUCUAUUCUGGCAGUUCAUUGUCGGUGGGCGGACAGUGCCUGAGAGGGAGUGCUACAUACAGUUCUUCUCCAAUGCUGCAGUCACUUUUGGCACCGCCAUUGCCGCCUUUUACCUGCCUGUGAUCAUCAUGAUUCAACUCUACUGGCAGAUCUCCAGAGCAAGCAAGAGCCGCGUGAAGAAGGAUGUCCGCAAGCCCUCAGCAGCCAAACCCGAGCCCCUGUCGCCUGCUCAGAGGAAUAGCACUCCAAAACCCAACAAUAACAACGUACAGGGGGAGGACCCAGGUGGCUGCCAGAGCCAGAAUGCCAAGGAUGGAGCUAACCAGCACGAUGGAAAACUGCAAAAUGGCAAGGGACCUUCCUCGACAAAUGCUGAGGGAGAAACCGAAGGUGACGAUGUGGCGAGAGAGAACUGCGCUCCUGGAGAAGAGAAGGAAAGCUCCAAUGAAUCAACAUCUGGCAGUGUGGCUGCGUCCAAUCAGAAGGAUGAAGAGGCGGCACCCUCGGCCGCUAACUCCAGUGCUGAAACGAGACAGCCCCUCCCCCGCCAGCGAGCCAAGGCAGGGGGCUCCAAGCUGACCUGUAUCAAGAUCAAGACUAAAUCGCCCAAGGGUGACUGCUACACCCCGACAAACGCCACCGUUGAGAUCGUCCCGGCCUCAGAGCGGCAGAAUCACGUGGCGCGGAAGAUCGUGAAGAUGACAAAGCAACCUCCCAAGAAGAAGAAAGGACCGCCAUCACGGGAGAAAAAAGUGACCCGCACCAUUAUGGCCAUCCUGGUAGCUUUUGUUGCAACCUGGACUCCUUACAAUGUGAUGGUGCUUAUAAACACCUUCUGCUCAAGCUGCAUCCCCAACACAAUGUGGACUAUCGGCUACUGGCUGUGCUACAUCAACAGCACCAUCAACCCAGCCUGCUACGCUCUGUGCAAUGUCACGUUCAAAAAGACAUUCAAGCAUCUUCUCCUCUGCCAAUAUAAAAAUAGUAGGUCAGCCAGAUAAAUAUGGGCCACUUAGGAGGGAGAGUUGAAGUAUGAGUUGUCCGUUUGUGUGUGCCAUCUGUGAGUGUGUGUGUGUGUGUGUGUG
This is a messenger RNA of Notothenia coriiceps (black rockcod), 1622 nucleotides long. RefSeq names its product muscarinic acetylcholine receptor M2-like. Lineage: Eukaryota; Metazoa; Chordata; Actinopteri; Perciformes; Nototheniidae. Gene Ontology annotation, cellular component: dendrite; plasma membrane; synapse. The coding region runs from base 36 to 1538 and encodes 500 amino acids. Gene Ontology annotation, molecular function: G protein-coupled acetylcholine receptor activity; G protein-coupled serotonin receptor activity. The record is from RefSeq and is a predicted model, not a curated record. The transcript has a single exon. Gene Ontology annotation, biological process: regulation of heart contraction; regulation of smooth muscle contraction; G protein-coupled receptor signaling pathway, coupled to cyclic nucleotide second messenger.